AUGUCUUCUAAUACACAGCAAUGCAAAAAAACGAAAAAGACGACUACAAAAAAGUCUGUUCAACAAACCGCUGGGACAGCAGCAAGCACAAGACAACGGGAAAUUCUUCCCAGCUUGACAGUUAGCGCAGAGCUAGAUGGUACUGUCCUGUCCACUUUGUCCACCAUGAGCACCCGACUGAAUGAAUCUCAUUCACUUCUGGAGAAGGUCUACCACAACAUGAGAGCAACCAAUGGCCAGAAUAACAAUUCGAACCAUAGUCCUAUCGGUCAGGCUCUUACUACAGGAGAAUAUAUAAAGUACCGCCUUCCAACGGUUUCGGGCGCCUUCUCAACAUCCAACCAUCCCAUUGCUGAUGUAGUGCAGAGCUACACACAUCAGCAAGCUGAAGGCAAAAGGUUUGCCAGAAAAGAUAGCUCGACAAAAUCAGAUUUCUUGACACCAGUCCAGAAAGAGAAACACUACAAGGCAAUUCACUUAGCUGACAAAGCAAACCUUGAAUCUAAGUUUGGUGAGACUGUCGUUGACCUUCUGGACUAUGACAUGUUGUCUGAUAUUAAGUCAGAUGAGGAGAAAAAUAAAACUAGAUAUACUCCUAGAAAUAGACAUCCCUUGAUGGAUAAAUACUUUACUGUUUUAAAGAAACAGAGACUUGCUAACAAGGGACCAGACGUCAUUGGCAAUUCUGUCUAUCCAAUUAUUUUGAGAAACACUGAGUUAUCGAAUGAGAAAAAGGCACGUGUUGCUGCUUGGAUUCACACACGCCAACAAUAA
Messenger RNA from Phycomyces blakesleeanus NRRL 1555(-), 774 nucleotides. RefSeq lists its product as hypothetical. Bases 1 to 774 code for a protein of 257 amino acids. The record is from RefSeq and is a predicted model, not a curated record. The transcript has 5 exons. Lineage: Eukaryota; Fungi; Mucoromycota; Mucoromycetes; Mucorales; Phycomycetaceae.